This is a messenger RNA of Vitrella brassicaformis, 3155 nucleotides long. The record is from the annotation of a GenBank genome assembly. Lineage: Eukaryota; Vitrellaceae.
AUCUGUCCUGCUGUGACGAUGGGUUCUCGCCGCCGUCGCGUUGCGCAUGGGGAGGGAGGGGACGAUGACGACGACAAGGACGCUUUCGAAGACGACGCUCAGUCAGAAGGUACCUCUGACAGACAGACCAGGCAGCAAGCGACGUGCGGCGAGGAGGACCAUGUGCGCCUGUCUGUGAGUCCGUUCGUGUGUGCAGCUAGCGCCCUGUCUGACCUGGAGACCAAGCCAGCCGCUGCUGCAGCGGCUGCAGCAGCAGCUCAGCCUGACGGAGCAGCACAGCAAGGUCAGUCACCACCCACCGCACGGCAUCCACUCAUUCCGAGACGUGUCGUGUGUGUGUGUGUGUGUGUGAGGUUCUCCCUCCUCGGCCCUCCCGAACGGCGAGGUGGCGCAUGGCGACGAUGACAACGACAAGGGCGGCAAACGAUGGUCCGACCACGAGCAGGAGCAGCAGCAGGACGGGGGAGACGUCAAGACAAAGGAAGGCGACACCAUCAACGGCGACGAGGGCGCCGGCUCUCCUGCUGCCGCUGCCGCGGCUGCUGCUGCUGACACGGCGGAGGCUGGCCGGGCGGAGGAGGCCAAACCCGAGAAGGUGAGGGACUUGUGAUUUGUGCGGACGUGUCGGCGUGCGUGUGAGGCAAUGGUGGGUUGUGUGGUUUGUGUGUGUUGAUUGCGGCUCAGGAGGUGAUAGACAAGAACGACCCGACGUACGUGCCACGAGCUGCGCGGUAUUUUUUGCACGACGAUCGGAUGGAGGAUGGCGCGGGUGAGGGAGGCGACAAGGCGCAGAGGGCGCAGCGAGAUACGUAAGCAACCCGACCCACCCGACACACACCACCACCACAGGCGGACAGACAGCUGGACGUAUGCACUCCCCUUGCUUCGUUUCGCGCGCUCUGCAGUCGUUUCCGUCGUCGCGACCCGUUUGCGUCUAUGGAGAAGAAGUGGGUCCACGACAAGUUCUACGAAAUGGAAGAGGACAUUGCACGAAGGGGAGGUACGCAACAUCACAUUGAAAUAACCCUGUCUCGUCUCAACACAUACAUGCGCUCCAUCCCUAUUCCACCCAUCCAUUAAUGGGUCAGCUCGUGGCUACGGCCGUCCUCGUGGCCGUGGCGGUCCCCCCCGCGGCCGCCUGUCGCCCUUCAACAGCCCCGGGGGGCGCCCCCGCGGCUCAGGCAUCAUCUACCUCUCCAAGGGCAGGGCGUCGGGCGGCAUGGGCGGACCCCCCGAGCGGCCCCCAUACAUGUCCCAUCCGCACCACCAGGAGGAGGAGCCCUACAUGCAGGACGACGACCAGUGGGAGGCCUCAGGCGCCCCGCCGCCCAGGGGCAGGGGCAGAGGGCCCCGUGCUCGGCCGUUCGGGCAGGAGUGGCGCGGCGGCGAGUGGCGUGGCGGCCGGGGGGGCGGUAUGCGGGGUGGUCGUGGUGGCGGGGUGGGUGGGGGCUACGGCCAGGGGGGAGGGGGGAUGAUGCACGGCGACGAGAACUACGAGUCGCCACGACAAAGGUACCUGCCGACCUGGGACACAGCCAGCAGCGGAAUGUAUGUGAUCGGUCUGCGGCCUCCAUAUGUGUGUGUGUGCAGUGGUGGGUAUGGCGGUGGUGGCGGGAGUGGGUGGGCGCCCGCUCCCAGGGGACGUGGCUCACCCAUGAGGGGCGGACGCGGAGGUCAGAAACACGACACACAUACGCGCUGCACCAACCCACAGAUUCAUCAACCACUGUGAUGUGUCUCCCCCCGGUCGUUGAUGCGGUGCAUUCUCGUUCAGGUUAUGGCGGUCGUGGCCGCGGCUAUCAGAACGAGCACGACGACCGCGACAGGUAGGACACGACGGACAGCGUAGCGUCUCACAAGGACGUCACGUACACAGAGGAACGCGCUCAUUCCGCCUGCGUGUGUAUUGUAUUGUGUUGGCCUGACCAGGUACCCCCAGCAGGGCGACUGGUCCGACUCGGCCGGAUACGACCAGCGACACCAGCAACAAGUAAGUCCGCCCGCCACACACGACACGGCACGGGAUAGGAGAGAGAUGUAUCCGUCCGUGAGAGUCCCAUGUAUGUAUGUGAUUGUGUGUGGCUGCGCUGUGUCCGUCGUGUGUGCAGGAUUGGGGCAUGCAGGGCGGCCGUCGGGGCGGCAGGGGCGGCGGGCGAACCAUGAGAUACUCAGAGAUGGCAUACGACGGCUGACAAGACAGUGAGACGGAGAGGGGGAGGGGGCCCUGACAAACAAGACCCAUCACCAUCACAUCAGUCAGUAUCGUUCCUCGGCUGCCUGCGUGUGUUUUAAGGGAGGAUGGAAGUGACUGUGUGGGUGAGCGGGAAGAGGUCUGCCUAGCGGGGAGGGGGGGAGGGAGGGAGGGGAGGUGCGUGUGUGAUGGUGUGUGUACCAUGAAUGAUCCGUUCAUCACACUAAUCAAUCGGUAGACGAGUCUUUUCUUCCUUCCCCCGGCAGCCACCCUCAGUGUCCUCUCUCUCUCCUUCAAUUUUCCCAUACUGAUGGGAUCGCUGUCGUUCGUUUUGGGUCAUGAUGUGCUGUGUGUCCUGUCGCCGUGUGAUGGAGCCGUGGUUUGGCCCCCAGCAAUCAUCGAACGGUUGCUUCGGGGUGGGCUGCGGACCUUCACAAGUGACUGACGCACCAACAAAUGGACCGAAUGGAUGAGCGGAUGGAUGGGCUCGUGGCUGCGUGACGCGAUGACCUAGCUGUCGCCCCACAUAUCACAUCACAUCAGUGGGAGGAAGAGGACAACACUAACUCUUUUUGGUUCGUACGAUGCACACACACUCACACGUCGAGAGGGAAGACAGCCGUCUGGAUGGAUCAAUUAGGGUCGUGUGCCGUCCGUUCCCUCCCUCCCUCCCUCCGGUGCCGUGUGUUGUGUGUGUCGUGUCCUUGCGUUGCUAGGAGCAUGGUGAUGACUCAAGAUGGCUGGAUGGAUGGCUGGAUGGAUGGACACACUCAUGUGUUGAGAAGAGAGAGACAGAGACGACGACAUCAGCCAAUCGAUGCGGCGCGUGUAUGCCACGUCAUACGAGCGCCAUAUGCAUUGGAGGGUGGCGUCGAUACUGUCUCUUUCUUCCUCCUGUGAGUGAGAAUGAGUGCUGACUGCUGACCCUUGAUUGCUCAACAGCUGACUGACACCUUUGAGCGCC